Molecule: messenger RNA, 825 nt
Organism: Recurvomyces mirabilis
Lineage: Eukaryota; Fungi; Ascomycota; Dothideomycetes; Mycosphaerellales; Teratosphaeriaceae
Exons: 2
Coding region: 1-825 (274 amino acids)
Source: RefSeq, a predicted model, not a curated record
AUGAGCCGCGAACCUUCAUCACGCAGUAGUCGCACGAGCAGCCACGGGAAGUUGAAGCCCAUCGCGGAGGGCACAGAACUACUUAUCACCACUACCCCCAGCUCCGGCUCCACCUCAAUCUCCACUUCUCGUACCUCAUCCCAAGAAGCUUUCCCGACAUACGACGAGCCGAGCAUCGAUACCCUACUCUCCUACGAUGUCGACUUGACCAAGCAGCGGAACGCGGAAUUGGCGGAGGCGGUGGCGAGGGCGAUGAGUAUUUCUGUUCCUGCUUCUGAAUCUGUUCAUGGGGAGGUCGAAAAGGUAUAUAUAGCCGUCAAGGUCGACCGUGCGCAGAAGGGAGUAGAGAUCGAGGAUGCUCCGUUGCCACCUCAGGAGUCUGCGAUGAGCGUAUCCCCCACCACGUCCACGACCACGCCCACGCCCAACUCCACUUUCGACCCCAAAUUUCAAAGCGUGCAGCUCGCGGCCGACAUAGCCGCCCUGCAGCACUCCCACCACCACCUGCAGGCACGCCUGGAUACACUCACCUCCACCCUCCUAGCCAAACAAGAUAGCGAGAAAGGUCUGCUCGCCUUGAUGCGUGGACAGACACAAUCGCUAGAAGAGGUGUUCGCCAGGUUGGAAGGCAAAGGCGUUGAUCUAAAGCGGUCGAGGAGCGAAAGCGACAUGAGUGGCGGCAAGCCUUUGUGGGAUGAGCGGGUUUGGCGUGGGCGGAAAGUGGCGCAUUGGGCUUUGUUGCCUUCGGUGGAGUUGAAGGAGACGAAUGAGGAGGGUGGACGAUUGUGCGUGGUAGUGGACCUCGAGCCAGAGAUCGAAAUGUGA